Molecule: messenger RNA, 2252 nt
Organism: Cinara cedri
Lineage: Eukaryota; Metazoa; Arthropoda; Insecta; Hemiptera; Aphididae
Source: the annotation of a GenBank genome assembly
UUCAUUUUUGUGUAACUACUUCUAUAAUAUAAAUAAUUGUAUUAAUUAAAUAUUUUGGCAAAUUGAAACAAAAAAAAUAUGGCUAAUUGGAACGUUUUAAUACCUUCCCAGUUUAAACCUUCUGCUUUCAUUGCUGCUCUAAGAUCAUUUUUAGGUGGAGUAAGUAUUUAUAUACACUUAACAUAAUAUACUAUAUAUAAUUAUAUAUUUUUUUAAAUUACCAAUAAUAAUUGAAUGCAUUGAUUAUGUAUGACUUUUUUUUUAUUGACUUGGAUUUUAGUUCUAUCAUCAAACAAUUAAAAAUCAUUAUCUAGUUUCUUUUCCGUUAUUAAUUUAGAAUUGUAUUUUUAUAAACUUUGUGAAAUAAAUUUUGUCAAAUGUGUUAAUUAACUAAAAAAAAAACUCAUUCAUUCAUAUUAAAACAACAAAAUGUUCAAAAAAAUAGUCAUUGAAAACUAUCCCUUAAACAUUAUAUUGUUUAAUAAAAUUCAACAAAUUGAUUAGGUACCCCAUUCAUUCUCAACCUUUUUUUACAAUACCUAAUUCAUAAUGAUACAUAAAAAUUACAACACAUUUAUUACAGCUAAUGAAUUUUUGAAAAGCAACAAUUAUAAAUCUAUGUAAAUUAUAUUUACAUUUUAUCAUUGUAUUAAAAAUAUAAAUUUACACGAUUAAGAAUUAAACAGUUUUAGGUAGGUAUUUAAAUAAAAAUGAGUAUUUAUACAAAUAUAUAAAAGUAAAUCAGUGUGAUAAGUGAACUGAAUAAUCUUAAAUUUUUCAGCGAAUGGUUGACAAACUUUUGUGUAAUUCACUUUUAAUAUUUAUGGGCUUGGACCUUUAUUUAGUUUUUGGAAAGCUAAAUUUACAAUGCCUUUUUGCUCACUUUGGAUUAUUAAUUUUCUAAAUAAAUCCAAAAUGAAUCAACUUAAGAUUCAUAAAAUUUAGAUUUUAAUAUUGUAUCUUAUGAUCCUAUUUUUAGUAAGUUUUCUUUUUCCAUAAAAGUUAAGUUUGCAUUUUUAAUAUUUUCUUCCUGUCUUUAUUAUGCUAUUACUGGAUAGCUUCUCUAAGUUUUUUGUUAGUAAAAAAAAAUAAAUAUAUAUACAUUAUUCUACAUAUCAACUAUAUUGAAAUGCCACACAUCACCUAAACUAGUUUUAUAUUGGUAAUAAAUAAGACAAUCUUUAAUUUAGUUUUUCUUAGUUAUGGUUCUUAUCAUGUCAUAAUAAAAUUAUAUAUUUAUGUUUUGAUCAAGCACAAUAAAUAUAGGUACUAAAAUGCAAUUAAUAUUUUAAUGUUUACAAAUUUCAAUCAAAUUUUUAAAACUAUUUUUUUUUUUUUGUGACAUACAUUACAGUAAUAUUUAUCAGUUAAUAUACCAGUUGAGAAUCACAGGAUUACCUAACAAAUUUAAAUACAAUAAAGUUAAAAGAGAGCAUUUGAGUAAAACAAUUAAGUAAUAUAUUACAUAUUUAUAAAAUUUCAAUUGUAUUACAAAAAGAGUCUACAUUUCAAUAUUAAUUAAAUGUUGUAUUUAGCUAUAAAAUGACUAUAUAAUCUCGAACCAAACAUUUUAACAUUUAAUCUUCUUUAAUAUAAUUUUUAACUCUUAUAUUGGAAAUACUAUACUACAUAUAUUUAUUUUGCUGUUUGCUAAUUGCUUGUUGUGAUGUUUGUAUACAGCGAAAUUUCAAGCCAAAUAUCAGAAUGGUCAAUGAAGUAUCACCUGCAACACAACCUCCCCCCGAUGUUCCUGGUGGUCCUUAUCAUAAGGUUUAUGACAAUUAUUACUUUGUACGAGAUGGCCGUAGGGAAGUUACACAUCCAAUAGUUAUUGUUGAAAAUUCUAUAAAACUUAUCGCUGAAGAAAAGUAAUUUUUAUUUUUUAUUUAUUAUGCCAGAAAAUAACAUUUACCUAACAAUAAAGUAAAUGAUAUUAUCAUUUUUAAAAAUAUUUUAUUGUUUAAAUUAAAUAUACUCUAUAAAACUUACAUUUAUUUUACAGAUUAAUUUAAUAAUAUUUUUAUUUGUUAAAGGUCAAAAUCUUUGGAAUCUAGUGGCCAGUCAAAAUUACCACUGCCUGGAAAAGUUUACCACUGGGAUUAGAAAAUGCUAUUCAUAGUAGUAAAAAAAAUGUAAAAUGUAUAGCAUUAAAAUAUAAUGUAAUUAUUAAUAAAUUUAAAUAGCUGUACACUCAAGAGUGUCUAUUUUAUUUUAAAAUAUUAUGUCCAAUUGCUUAAUAAUAAAACAACAAU